AUGCCUUUUUGGAACGUUAUUUCAUCGUCAUCAUCCAAGAAGAAGAAGAGAAAGGAGGAAGAAGAGCCAACCGAAGAAAAACUUCCAACAGGAUGUCUUCACCAUAAGAAUCAUGAAAAAACAGCCACUGGUGCAAUCACUUCCGAUGAGAGAAUGAAUUCCGAAACAAAUAAUCAUCAUCAUAUUAAUAAUGAAAAGAUAAAGAUCAUUGAGAUUGAGCAUUUACCAUUGAUGGAGAACGAUCCAAAACAUUUAUUAAAAAUUGUACACAUGAGUGAUAGCCACCGAUUUCAUGAAAAUUUGAAGAAUUUUCCUGAAGGAGAUGUAUUUAUACAUUCUGGAGACAUUUCCCAUAAGAGUGAAUGGAAAGAUUGCGAGAAUGAUCAGAUCCAGACGAAAGAAUUAGAAUCUAAUUUUAAAUGUGCUCCUAGCGUAAUUUCAUUCAAUAAGUGGCUUGAUAAAUUACCUUACAAGGUGAAAAUUGUAAUUUUAGGAAAUCAUGAUAUUGGAUUUAAUGGAAUUUCUCCAAAUUUUAUACAGCAAAAAAUAUUACCAAAUGCCAUUUAUCUUCAAGAUCAAGCAGUAAUUAUCAAAUACAAGGGAAAACAUUUACUCAAAAUUUAUGGAACGCCAUGGACUACAAGCCGAAAUAUGGGAUUCAGUAUGAGUCAUUCAUUGAUCGAUCAAAAGUGGAAAGAAAUUCCAGAAGAUGUUGAUAUUUUAGUGACACAUUUACCUCCGUUUGGAGUCAUGGAUUUGGCUGGUGGCUCUGAACCGCAACAAUAUUGUGACUAUUGUAAAAAGAAUCACAAGUAUAGGAGACAUUGGGGAAAUGUGGCUUUACGAAAACGGGCAAUACAGCUCAAUGAAAAGGGAAAAUUGAAAGCACACUUGUUUGGACAUGUUCAUGAAUUCCAUGGAUUGGAAAUUGAAAGACAUUCGAAAGGCAAAGUUCCAUUAAUUUAUUCCAACGGAGCUUCUGUUACUAAUCAUAAUGACACGGACGUUAAAAGUCCUAAUGUCAUUGAGAUUGACAUGGAUGAAAUACCUGACAAGAAAUGA
This is a messenger RNA of Naegleria fowleri, 1062 nucleotides long. RefSeq lists its product as uncharacterized. The record is from RefSeq and is a predicted model, not a curated record. NCBI's taxonomy places the organism in Eukaryota, Heterolobosea, Eutetramitea, Acrasida, Naegleriidae. The transcript has a single exon. Gene Ontology annotation, molecular function: hydrolase activity. Bases 1 to 1062 code for a protein of 353 amino acids.